AGCCAAAGAAAGUCAUUCAUUUUGUUGUUCGAGCCAGACGAGUGAACCGUUAGCAGCAGCAGCAGCAGCAGAAGUUAGAAGAAGAGCCGAGCUGCCCAGUGCAACCAAGUAACCGAGUGAUAAAUAGAAAAGCAAGAAACAAAAAGUGAUCAGUGCAGUGUGUGAUCCGGAGCCAAGACUUUUUGGAUUAUUUGGAUACCGCCAAGCGAUAGCCCCCCAGAAUGCACAUCCCGUCAGCCGUACUCCUAGUCCUGGCUGUGGCCACGGUUCUGUGGACCAGCUGCGUGGAGGGAGCAGCCACCGGAGCUCCUUCGGCCUCGGCCACCACCGCCAAGCCCAAGGGAUUCGAGGCCCGAUCGCUGGACGUCAACUCCAGCGGCGGCGAGGAGGAACUGGACGACUUCGAGACGCAGGCCCAGACACAUCUGGCCUAUCGCCAGCAGCCGCAGCAGCAGCAACGCCAGAUCUACGAGUACAGCGAGGAGGAUCAGGAGGAGGCACCGCGCCAGGUGUACGCCAACCGAAAUGCCAAGCAGCAGAGCAACUUCCUCAAGAUCCAGGGUCAGCUGAAGAAGCCACUGAGCGAGGAGAGCGAGGAGGAGGAGGAGGAGGUGGAGGAGCCCGAUCGUCUGUCCACUCUGCUGAGCAAGUCAUCCUUCAGCUGCACGGACAGGAACUCCGGAUACUAUGCCGACGAAUCUCUGAGCUGCGAAGUGUUCCACUACUGCCAGGAGAGCCAGAAGCACUCAUGGAUCUGCCCCGAGGGCUUCACCUUCCACCAGAUCCAUCUGAUCUGCAUGCCGCCCUCUCACGACAACAUCUGCAAGCAGUCCUCCAAGUACCACAUAGUCAAUGACUACCUGUACAAGCCGAUCAACCUUCAGGAGCACCAGAGCAAGCCCAAUGUUACGCUUCGCUACUCGGAGCGCUACUUCCCGGAGAACUACUACGAACACGAGCGCUACGAUGACGAGGAGGAGGAACUGCCUGCAGCGCCAAGGCCACGCAUUCAGCAGCAACAUCACCAGCAGCAGCAACACCAUCACCAGCAACAGCAACAGCCCCAGCAGCAGCAACAUCGCCAAGUGGUGGCCUACCAGCAACCGCAGGCACAGCCCCAAGUUAGGGUACAAUACCAGCAGCCCCAGCAGCACCAGCAACAGGCUCAGCCUCAACCACAAGUGGUGACGCAGAUCCGCCACCAGCCGCAACCUCAGCCGACUACCCUGGCCUACCGGAAGCCACUGCCCGCGACCACAGUCCAGCCACAAUUGCAGUUGCAUCAGUUGCACCAGCCCCAGUUGCAGCUGCAUCAGCAAAGGCCACAGACGUUGGCGCCGACCGUGACGCCAGCGCCAUACCGCUUCUUCACCGCCGCUCCGCAACUGCAGCACUUGCAGCAGCAGCAACAGCAGGUCUAUCGCACGCCCGAGGAGAUCAACAUCUCGCUGCAGCAGCGCCGACCGCAGGUGUUCAUUGCCACAACGCCGAGGUAUUACGAGGACGAGUACCUCUACGAGCGGAGGAAGUGAGGAGGAUGGCGGAGGAGUGAGCAGAAAACAGUCUUGUCGUUCCCUCGGAUCCACCUCUCGUGUACAUUCCCCAUCUAAGUAGCUUUAAGCUCUCGCCCCAGCUCUCUGUCAGGCCCGAAAAUCCUUGCGCGAGUUUUGUGUACCUAUUUGUAAUAUUUAAUGUCCUGCUAGAAGAAUCCGCCUUCUAACUCAAUUCGUUAAUAAAGGAAGCCACAUUAA
This is a messenger RNA of Drosophila rhopaloa, 1751 nucleotides long. Its product is annotated as putative mediator of RNA polymerase II transcription subunit 26. Gene Ontology annotation, molecular function: chitin binding. The transcript has 3 exons. Gene Ontology annotation, cellular component: extracellular region. The record is from RefSeq and is a predicted model, not a curated record. The coding region runs from base 222 to 1532 and encodes 436 amino acids. Lineage: Eukaryota; Metazoa; Arthropoda; Insecta; Diptera; Drosophilidae.